Molecule: messenger RNA, 564 nt
Organism: Symbiodinium necroappetens
Lineage: Eukaryota; Dinophyceae; Suessiales; Symbiodiniaceae
Source: the annotation of a GenBank genome assembly
AUGGGCCUGCCUUCGCCCUUCCCACGCGCGCUGCAGCCGAGCGAGCUGCGAUGGAAGCUGUUGGACGGCAAGCUGCCGGCAGGCUCAGUGCAGGAGGCGACAGACAUUUCCAACAAAGGUCGCUGCGUCUGCAGCCAGGACAUCGGAGACAGGCAUGAUGAAGUGCCUCCUCUGUUCAAUGUCCGUGAACAAGACAGGCUCAUGAAGGAUCUCCAAAAGCCAGGGCUACGCCGGCAGCGGGCGCUGAGCCAGAUACGCCUGCCACCUCCAUCGACUAAGAGGACCCUUCUCCACGUUUGGCAGCAUGCGCCGAAGAGCUGCUAUCAUCUUCAUCUGCCUGAAGGAGGAUGCGUCCCAGCAGCACUUGCUCGUUUUUUGCUUGCAGCGGCUGCUGCAGCUGCAUCACCACAUCGGGGCCCGUCGUUGCUCCUGGCGCAGCUCGGGAAUGCUGCCGAAGCUGCUGCGGUCAUGCAGAGCUGCCCCUGGGCCUUGCUCGAUGACUUUGCUUGCGACGGUUGUGUGGCACCUCCACAUGGCUUCCGCCCAGCCGGGCUGCUGGCAAAG